Chlorella variabilis is the source of this 684-nucleotide messenger RNA. RefSeq lists its product as hypothetical. The coding region runs from base 1 to 684 and encodes 227 amino acids. The record is from RefSeq and is a predicted model, not a curated record. NCBI's taxonomy places the organism in Eukaryota, Viridiplantae, Chlorophyta, Trebouxiophyceae, Chlorellales, Chlorellaceae. The transcript has 6 exons. Gene Ontology annotation, biological process: intracellular signal transduction; cyclic nucleotide biosynthetic process.
AUGGGAGCAGCUGCUGUACUACCGGUGGAGCGGUGGACUCGCGUCAAGCCUCUGGUGCAGGAAGAGCACGAGGCCUGCAGCGCUCUGCUCGGCACGAUUGGCAGCGAGCAUGCCCUGCUCAGCCUGCCGCCGCACGACCAGUUCCACUGGCUGCACCGCUUCUACCUCCUGCUUGACGCGGUGGCUGAGCGGCACAGCGUGUACAAGCUCUACGGCGGCCCCCACGGCUUCAUGAUCAGCACCGGCGUGGCAGAGCCAAGCAUCAACCAUGCCGCCGUGUUGCUGCGCUUUGCGCUGGACCUGCGUCAGGCGACCCACAGCAUUCGGCUUCCUUGCCAGAUCCCGCUGGAUCUGCGCCUGGUGCUGACCAGCGGGCCCGCCUGCAGCGGCCUGCUGGGCACCGCAAGCCUCACAUACCAGAUGGUGGGGCGCGCCGUGGCGGUGGCAAGGGAGCUGCUUAACACCCAGACCGAAGUUCCUUUCAUGGUCACUGCCGACAUGAAGAAAGCCCUGCCGCCCUCUUUUGGUUCUAUGCUUGUGCCGCUGGGCGGCGUGCGGCUGAGGGCCAGCCUGUGCGGCGAGCAAGAGGUAUUCAGCCUCCAGCAAUACGCCAGUCUGAAGCUCACCCAGCCUGCCCACUUGCCCGCGUGUGAGACCGUGGCAGGGGCCGGCCGCCGGGAAUGA